This is a messenger RNA of Eruca vesicaria subsp. sativa (arugula), 3307 nucleotides long. NCBI's taxonomy places the organism in Eukaryota, Viridiplantae, Streptophyta, Magnoliopsida, Brassicales, Brassicaceae. The record is from the annotation of a GenBank genome assembly.
AUAAAAAUGCGCUAUAGACACUGACGACGGAAACGAAACCCCCGAAGAUUUGCCCCGACUCUCGAGAUGGAGGAGAAACGACGCGAUGCCGGAACCCUAGCUUCGGCCGGAAGCUCCGGAGAUUCUCCGGCAUCCGAGCCGGCACCACGUCGUCGUGUGAAGCGAAAAUCGAAUGCUCUCGGGACCUCCAAUUCCUCAUCCACUUCUUCGAAGCGGAUGACGCGCGAGAAGGCGAUGCUCGCUUCCUUUUCCCCGGUCCAUAACGGACCUUUAACCAGAGCUCGUCAGGCGCCGAGCAACAUGGCGUCCGCGGCUGAGGUGAAGUCGGAGCUGUUGAAUGCCGUCUCAGGUACCGACGGCGAGAAGCCGAAGGAGGAAGAAGAGAGGAACAAGGCGAUCCGUGAGUGGGAGGCUCUGGAGGCUAAGAUCGAAGCUGAUUUCGAAGUGAUUAGAUCUCGCGGGAGUAAUGUUCAUGUGGUGCCUAAUCAUUGCGGUUGGUUCUCAUGGGGGAAGAUUCAUCCGCUUGAAGAGCGUUCAUUGCCUUCUUUCUUUAACGGCAAGUUGGAAGAUCGCACUUCUGAGGUAUAUACUCAAAUAAGGGAUUGGAUCAUGAGGAAGUUUCAUUACGAUCCAAACACGCAAAUAGAAGUAAAAGAUUUAACAGAACUCGAGGUUGGAGACGCAGAAGCAAAGCAGGAGGUGAUGGAGUUCUUGGACUAUUGGGGAUUAAUUAAUUUUCACCCAUUCCCACAAGCAGAUGAGAGUUCUGGUGCUGGUGAGCGUGAUGGUUUAGGGGAUAAGGAGUCUUUGCUUGAUAGUGUAUAUCGAUUUCAAACAGAUGAUGAGGCUCGCCCUGCUUUUGUUCAAAAGCCUCCUCGUCUCACAGCACAAGCUACUACACCGUCAGGGUUGUUCCCAGAUCCGGUGUCUGCUGAUGACUCGCUGAAGCAAGAGGGUCCAGCGGUUGAAUAUCACUGCAACUCUUGUUCUGCUGAUUGCUCUCUCAAGCGUUACCACUGCCCGAAGCAGGCAGAUUUUGACUUAUGCACGGAAUGCUUUGACAGUGGCAAGUUCAGCUCAGAUAUGUCGUCUUCCGACUUUAUACUAUUGGAGCCUGCUAAGGAUCCUGGCGUUGGUAGUGGGAAGUGGACUGAUCAAGAGACUCUUCUUCUUCUUGAAGGUUUAGAGAUCUUUAAGGAAAAUUGGAGCGAGAUUGCGGAGCAUGUUGCUACAAAAACGAAAGCUCAGUGUAUGCUUCACUUUCUUCAAAUGCCAAUCGAGGAUGCAUUUCUUGAUCAAAUUGACCACAAAGAUCCAAGUAUAAAAGACACUACAGAUGUAGCAGCUGUGUCUAAAGAUGAUAAACCUGUCCCAAAAGAUGCACCUGAAGAGAAAGAGACAGAGAAUACGAAUCCUGUUGUUGAAGUUGAAACUGUGAAGGAAGCUCCAGAAAAAGAAGAUGAGAAUGAAGGAAAAGUUCCUCAGGAGUCUUCAAAGCCUGGAGAUGCGAAUGAAGAAACUAAUGAAGUGGAAGCCGAGCAGAAAACGCCCAAGGUAGAAGCUGUCAUUGAUGAAAGAUGUAAAGAUGAGGCUGGUGAAAACAUUGCUCUUAAAGCUCUGACUGAAGCUUUUGAAGACGUUGGUUAUCCCAUCACACCCGAAGCCUCCGUAUCCUUUGCUGAUUUGGGGAAUCCUGUCAUGGGACUGGCAGCUUUUCUGGUGAGAUUGGCGGGAUCUGACGUUGCUACUGCCUCAGCCCGAGCUUCCGUCAAAUCUCUUAACAGCAAUUCUGGGUUGCUGCUUGCCACAAGACAUUGUUUUGUUCUCGAAGAUCCACCAGAAAACAAGGACUUAACUGAAUCAAAAAGUGUAGAUGCAGUGGGGAACGAUAAUAGUGCCCUAGAUAGUUCCCAUACAGAUGGAAAAAGCCGGAAAGCAGAAGAUGUCUCCUUGAAUUUAUAUGAUAGGGAAAUGACAGAUACUGAUCCAGGCAAAGUAAAUCAGGAUUCAGUCUCUGAAGAAAAGCAACCUGGUUCCCUAACUGGAAAUUCUACUAGAAAUCCAGAUUCUGAAGGACAAAAAGUAUCUCGUAAUGCAGCCGCAACUAAAAAUUCGGAGAAACCACGGGAUAUAAUUUGUACAUUGCAGGACAAAAGUUUAGGGAAGGAGCUCGCAGAGCCUUCAAAGGAUGGUGAUAAGCUUUCUAGCGGAAAUAAAGCUGCCUCUCAAGCAACUGUCUCCCAGGCAGCUACAGAUGCUUCUCAGCCAGAAGCAUCAAAAGAUGUGGAGAUGAAGGAUACAUUACAGUCCGAGAAGGAUCCUCAAAAUAUGGUGAAAACAGCAGGAGAGGAGGUUGAACAGGCUAAGGAGGAUGUUCAUAGUAUGCCAGACACGUCUGUUGCAGAGCAGCCUAUUGGAUCAGCUUCUGUACAGGAAAAUGGAACUGAAGGUAAAAAUCCAAAUAAAGAAGGAAGUAAAGAGAAGGUUGUUUGUGCAGGGACAAAAGACAAACAUAACUCUGAUAGGCUUAAGCGCGCAGCUAUCUCUGCUCUCUCAGCUGCAGCAGUAAAGGCAAAGCAUCUUUCGAAGCUUGAAGAAGAUCAAAUCCGACAACUCUCUGGAUCAUUAAUAGAGAAGCAGUUACAUAAACUAGAAGCAAAGCUAUCUAUCUUCAACGACGCUGAAAGCGUGACAGCGAGGGUAAGAGAGCAAUUAGAAAGGUCAAGGCAACGGCUAUACCAUGAAAGAGCACAGAUCAUAGCGUCUCGUCUCGGUGUCCCACCUUCAGUGUCUUCAAAAGCAUCAUUACCAGCAAACAGAAUCGCUGCAAAUUUUGCGAAUGUGGCUCAAAGACCUCCCAUGGGUAUGGCCUUUCCACGCCCACCAAUGCCAAGACCUCCAGGACCAGGUACAUGAGCAUCAUUAUUCUCUGUUCCUGAAGUUCAGAUCCAGCUCCAGGUUCAGACAGAGUUUCUUGAGUUUAGUGGUUCCACGUGGGGAACUCUUUAUGUUCUAUUUGUAAGACCAGGUACAUUGUCCCAUCUCUUGCGGCUUCAACCUUUGAGCUUGGUUUAUUUUUCUGGAGAUAUAUCGGACUUAUGUAGGAGACGAAGUUAGUUAGGGGUUGUAGACCCAUCAGUUAAUGUUUAAUGUAAGUAACAAAUUGAACAUGUGGGAGAUAUGUGAAUGUGUUUUAUUUAUGAAUCUAAGAAAACUGAGCAGAGAUGUAUGAUUAUGCAGAAGGUUUGAAUGUUUUUAUGGAUUAUGAUUAUCCACAAACGCGUACAUGUAUUAAAGAGUGCCCGAU